This is a messenger RNA of Raphanus sativus (radish), 801 nucleotides long. Its product is annotated as MLP-like protein 328. Lineage: Eukaryota; Viridiplantae; Streptophyta; Magnoliopsida; Brassicales; Brassicaceae. The coding region runs from base 68 to 523 and encodes 151 amino acids. The transcript is spliced from 2 exons. Gene Ontology annotation, biological process: defense response. The record is from RefSeq and is a predicted model, not a curated record.
GGAGAAGUGUUAUUUCAUUAACCAAAACAAACAAAAAAGAGUCGAAGCCUUGAAACGAGAGAGAGAAAUGGCGACGUCGGGAACAUACGUGACGGAGGUUCCAUUGAAAGGGACGGUGGAGAAACACUACAAGAAGUGGAGAAGCGAGAACCAUGCCAUCCCGGAAGCCAUCGGUCACCACGUCCAAAAUGUAACCAUUCACGAAGGGGAAUGGGACUCUCACGGGGCCAUCAAGACUUGGGACUACACAUGCGAUGGGAAGCCGGAGGUGUUCAAGGAAAGGACAGAGAUAGACGAUGAGAAGAGAACGGUGACGUUUACAGGACUUGAAGGUCACUUCAUGGAACAACUCAAGGUGUAUGUCGUCAUCUUUGAGUUUAUUCCAAAAUUGGAGGAUGGCUGCGUCUGCAAAAUCACUAUGAUAUGGGAGAAGCGUAAUGAUGAGUUCCCCGAACCAAGCAACUACAUGAAAGUCGUCAAGAGCAUGGUUACUGACAUGGACGACCACGUUCUCAAAGCUUAAUCAUCAUCAUCAUCAUCAUCAUCAUCAUCAUCAUCAUCAUCAUCAUCAUCAUCAUCAUCACCAUCACAACCCACCAUCAUUAAUUCACCAUCACAAUCACCGUCACCAUGAUCAAUAUCAUCUCCAUUACAAAAUACUUACUAAGAUGCUUUUCAAUUCAAUAAAUGGGGUCUUGCUGAGUUUAUUUCUUUGAAGACCAUUCUCUGAUAUGUACUCUUCUGGUCAUCGACCGGUUUGAUAUGUUUUGUUUACUUAUCAAUAUAUUCCAGUGUUAUUAA